CGUUCCUAUCGCUUCACUUGCUCCAUGUCAGCGUCCCCCGCCCCCUCGGGCGACAGAAUGGCCUCGACAUCUGCGUCGCCAUGGAAAGAGUACAAGAAUGCGGAAGGACGCUCCUACUGGUUCCACACCGAGGACAAGCACAGCGUCUGGGAGAAGCCAGACGAGCUCAAGACGCCCCGCGAGAGGGCUAUUGCGGCCACUCGAUGGAAGGAAUACAAGAGCGGCGAGAGGAGCUACUAUGUGCAUUCAGAUACCAAGGAGACGACUUGGUCGGUGCCAAAAGAGCUGCAAGACGCCUUCGACCGACUCGAGGGUAAGACUGCAUCGCCUGCACCAGGCCCACCUCCUGGUCCACCUCCUGUCGCUCCUGCUAGCAAGCUCAACGCCGUCGCCGGCGGACCUCCUCGUCCCAUCUACAGCGGGCCUCCUCCAGGCUUCGGCUCUUCGACACCUGGGUCCGCUCCUGGACCUCCGCCAGGUCCACCACCCAUUGCACCCGGCCAAGCACCUGUUCGACCACCUCCAGCUCAAACCCCUGCCCGACCCCCUGCCUCAGCUCCCACCGGUCCUGCGGCUGGCACUUCUGCUGGCCCUCCUAUCCCACUGGGACCCAACCUCGACGCUCCCUUCAACCCCUAUGAUGCUUUUAAGGGUCUUCUCCGCGACAAAGGCGUCGGCCUCGACUGGACAUGGGAGCAAACAAUGCGCGCAGUUGUCACAGAGCCACUCUACAAGGUGCUCAAGUCCAUCUCGGAGCGCAAGGCUGCCUUUGCCGAUUUUCAGGCCGAGCUGCGCAGACAGAGAGACGAAGCUGUAGCCGAGAAGAAGGCCCAAGUCAAGCCAACACUCGUGACAUUGCUCAGUGGCAGCGAGAAAUUAAAGGCGUACUCUUCGUGGGGCAGUGUGAUGAAGCAUCAUUCGCAGUCAAAAGAGGUCAAGGCGGCCAUCGAGGCAGUAGGCGAAGAAGCGAGCAAGACGAUUUGGGAGGAGGUCCGUAGGGAGAAGCAAAAGGCUGCGGAGGCAUCGACUGUCGAGCUUCGUCACCGCAACAUGGACCUGCUGAUGUCCCUGCUGCGCACCUUCGAAGCAGACGUCACUACUCGCUGGCGCGAUGCCCAACGCUCCGUCGUUGAGUCAUCUGAAUGGAAACAGGACUCUCAGCUGGCGAGCAUGGACAUGAGCGAUAUGCUUGCUGUCUUCGAUGAGUAUAUCAGGAGCAUCGAGAGGGAGGAAGGGGAGAGGAGAAACAGUGAAGACAAGGAGCGCAUCCGCACAGAGAGGAGGAACAGGGCUGCUUUCCGCGCUUUAAUGGCGCAGGGGGUAGACGAGGGCUGGGUGAAGGCGGGAAGCAGCUGGCCCGAGGUAUAUCACAGGGUCAAGGACGAUGCUCGCUACACAAACAUGUUGGGCCAACGCGGCUCUUCACCCCUCGACCUCUUCUUCGACGCUGUAGACUCCUGCGAGCAAAAGGUUGAGCUACGUACUGCCACUGUCGUGGAUCUGAUCAAGAUUGGCGAACCCAGCUGGAAAGGCGUCCCAGAGGAUGCGGAGUGGCCCUCAUUCCUCACUCAGGUCCAAAGUGGCUUGGCAGCAAGCGACAAGUCCGAGCACUGGGUCACCGCAGCUCGCGAAGACGUCGAGUUACGUUCCGUCUUCGAUCACUUGCGCGAGGAAGCCGCACGCAACAAGAGGCGACACGAGCGCAAAGUGCGGACUCUCAUUGAUGAUGCUAAAUACGGGCUCAAGAAGGACCUCGACGACGAGCUCUUCGCCCAAGCAGAGGAGCAGAUAGCGUACGAUGAGGUCAAAGAGCGGGUCGAGGCGCUGCGCAUCAAGGAGUGGAGGGCCAUUGAUGUUGAGCUCGGACGUGACGGCUGUAGCGAGCAGGAGAGGGAUGAGAUCAAGAGGAAGACGUGGGACAAGUUCUGUAGGAGACAGAAGGAGAAGGCAGAGGAACGUGCCGCUGCUGCUGCUGCGGCUGCUAGCAACAGUCGUAAGCGCAAGAGCGACGCGGCAUCUGGGCUGCUGACUGGAGAGGACGAGAAGCGCUCGAGGCGCAGGGAGGAUAGGGACUCGCGUCGUAGGGGCAGCGCUGGUGCUGAGCGUGGGGCAGGCGAGGAUAGAGAUAGAAGGCGAGCAGGAAGGGAUGAGGAAAUGACCGACCUUCCCGCCUCUUCGUCAUCGGGGAAAGACGGCUCGCCGGGCUACGGCUCCAAGAAGAAGAGGAGCGAAGGAGCUGCCUCGCCUCAGCCGCAAGCCUCGCGCCGGGCCGUCGUGUCGCAGAAUGCUGCUGAUGAUGGGGACAAAGAGGAGGGCGAGGUCUAACACCGCGGAAUGUGAAUGCUAUACAACACGCGUGGCAGACAAGGUCGAGAGAAUG
Jaminaea rosea is the source of this 2380-nucleotide messenger RNA. RefSeq lists its product as hypothetical. Gene Ontology annotation, molecular function: protein binding; RNA binding. The record is from RefSeq and is a predicted model, not a curated record. The transcript is spliced from 3 exons. Bases 25 to 2325 code for a protein of 766 amino acids. Gene Ontology annotation, biological process: mRNA cis splicing, via spliceosome. Lineage: Eukaryota; Fungi; Basidiomycota; Exobasidiomycetes; Microstromatales. Gene Ontology annotation, cellular component: U2-type prespliceosome; U1 snRNP.